UACAGGGUGUCCUAGAGGGCUCUGGAGAAUUUCUGUAGAGAAGCAUUUGAGAAAGAACUGGAAAAAAAGAAAGAAGAAAAAAAAAAAACAGAAGAGUGGUACUGGGCAAGAGGCUGAAAGAAGAGAAGCACACAGAAGGAAAGGAAUGUGGCUCUGAGGAUGGAAAAGCACCUGCUGCCCUUCACAAUCUAUUUACUGGGCUAAAGAAAUGAUACCAAGGAACAGGCCACUGAAGAAAGGUAAAGGCUGCACAGAGAGAGGGAGAAUCCCUUAUCCAAUCCUGACAUCACGUACAGUACUUUUCCUCUCUGUGAUGCCAUAUGGAAGUCAGUUUUGGCGGAAAGUUUAAACUCCUCUUUUUACAUUCCACUAACCGAGCCAUGCUGCACGCUAUGAGUGUCACAUAUGAUCACACACAGAAGAUGAGGAAAUGCAGGAAGAGAAGGAGGCGAGAAGAAAGCAUUCAGACAUGGUGGACCUGAGCUCACUGACUGAUGAUCAGUUAAGAUGCAAACUGCUCCAAUAUGGAGUCAAACCUGGACCGAUUGUGGCUAGCACUCGAAUGUUGUAUGAAAGGAGGCUGCACAGGUUGAUGGCCCAGCACUCACGGCACACUGUCAACAAUAAACAUGAUUUUGGGAAAUACUCUGAUAGUGACGAGGAGGGAGGACAAGAGAUGUCUGGAUUAAAACAACCCACAAAACUUGGCUCACUGACCGUAUCCCAUACUGAUCUUGGUGAAAGAUCCAGUACGGUGUGGCUGAAUCAUCAAAGCAAAGACAAAAAUUAUCCUCAGUGCUUUUUCCCUCCUGCAAAAGAGGGCAAGAAUCAAGAGGAGUCACUGGAGAGCCUCGAUAACAGCUCCCUGUCCUUCAGCAUCACACAGCUCGUGGAGGAGGGGAGUGUCUGUCUGUCUAUUGAGAACAGGCUGAGUCCUCAGCCAAAGUCAGCAGAGACAGAGAGAAGCCAUAGCUAUACUCCAGUGGCAAGCAGGGCACAACGGCAACUCAAUAAAAGCUCAAUGAACGCAUCUCUCUAUCAGACUCCCGAGUUUUCACCGCUUCAGAAGCAAAGUACCACAAUCAAACCAGCUAUUGAAGCUGUGACUGAUGUUCUAAAGGAGAUGUUCCCAGACACUGCACUUACUCCAACUGGAAUCAGUGCCACCAAGAGACGGUCUAUAAAGGGGGCAGCAGGUCGUCCUGUACAGUACAAAUACCCAGAAACUCCACUGAGUCCUUCCACAUUAGAAAGAUUGGAGAUUCAGCAGCGCCUGGUCCCUCUGUGGGUGCAGAUUGCGGUUUUCGUUUUGGCAGCUACCGUCCUAUACUUAAUUUACAUAUCGAUGGAAGAGCCGCUGGAGAAUCCUUUCAACACAUUUGUACACACCCCGAGGCAAGAGCUGAGCAGCGAUGACCUUGCACUUGUCCCUGACUCUGAGAGCGUACACACCUGAGACAAGGUUUACUGUGUAUUGGACUUGCUCACAUUGAAUUUCAAAAUAACUGCAGCUCUUCCAGUUCUAGACAAAUAAACCUAGAUGUAUUAGUGGGCAUAUUUACUUGUGUAGGCAUUUACUUUGUUCCUUGUUGGAAGUAAUCUGCUGUCUGCUCAGUUAAACAGGGCCAGCUAAAUGAGCUGGUGAAAUUUUGAUUGGAGAAACACAGGGGGCCGUGUGCUUAUCCACAGAAGUACUGUAUGUUUAUUUACUUUUAUUCAAAUGUGUUAUGGUGUUAAAUAAAGAAAUGGUUAAACAUG
Messenger RNA from Clarias gariepinus (North African catfish), 1758 nucleotides. It is a transcript of the gene lemd1, whose product is annotated as LEM domain containing 1. The record is from RefSeq and is a predicted model, not a curated record. NCBI's taxonomy places the organism in Eukaryota, Metazoa, Chordata, Actinopteri, Siluriformes, Clariidae. The transcript is spliced from 12 exons. Gene Ontology annotation, molecular function: DNA binding. Bases 431 to 1456 code for a protein of 341 amino acids.